Messenger RNA from Adelges cooleyi (spruce gall adelgid), 1569 nucleotides. RefSeq lists its product as uncharacterized. The transcript has 2 exons. The record is from RefSeq and is a predicted model, not a curated record. NCBI's taxonomy places the organism in Eukaryota, Metazoa, Arthropoda, Insecta, Hemiptera, Adelgidae. The coding region runs from base 179 to 1504 and encodes 441 amino acids.
UUCUAUCUGAAACCAAUUUGGUAGUGUGUUAAAUUUUUACUUUUUCCUAUUAUGGAUCUAAAUAGGGUUUUAAUGACACGUUCUUAAACAUUUUACAAAAUAUAAAAUGAAGAAACUCGGUUCAAUAACUAUCAUACUAUAAUGCGUAGUUGGUACUGUGUAAUUACUAUCAUGAAUAAUGUCUACUGCUGUGUUUAAUGUAUCUAAACUUCAACUUAUAGUUGGCUAUAUUUUCAAAAUAAUGAAUAUGAACUUAUGGCUGAUUUUACUAUUAUCGACGUGGACGGUUACUAAGAUUAAAUGUGAUAUUUCCAAUCCAAAAAAUGGUAACAACUCAAUAAACGACUCAAUGGAAACAGAACCUUUAAUAAUUGUUCAAUAUUAUUAUAAGCCUUCAGGUUUACACCGUACAAAUUUCGCUAAAGAUAUAAGCAUUGACAAUAAACGUUUAUUAAUAAAUGAUCUGUGGAAAAUAUUUUAUGGAGUACUGAAAAAAAUGGAUUUUCAAAAAAGAAAAACUAGUUUAAAGAAAAUUCAUAAAAGAAAUAAUCAACCGAGAACUCUGGAAAACUUACCAGAUUAUAAAUGCAAAACAAAUAAUACAUCACAAGAGAAUUCACCGAAUGGAACUAAAAAAUGCUAUAAUAAUACGUCUUUUUUAUCUCAACAUUGGCGUGUUAUUUUAGAUAUAGAUAUUAAUAUAUUACAAGACUCACGCAACAAGGAUUGUCCAACGUCAAAUGUUACCACCGAUGUUCGUAAAAAUAAUAGCAGUGAAGACAUAUUUUAUCAUUCUAGCACUUCUCCCGAUUAUAGUACUAAUCCGAUUCAAACAAACUCUACUACUAUUUCCAAUUUUAAUACGAAUCCUACUGAAAUUGGCACUACUUUUAAUUAUAAUACUAAUCCUACUAAAAUAAAUUCUUCUACUCCUAGAAACAACCUUAGAGAAAGCAGAACUACUCUCAGUUAUUAUAAGACUUUUGUUGGAAUUAGACCUACUCUAAGAUAUAUUACUAAUCCUACUGAAAUAAAAUCUACUACUUCUAGUACCAAUCUUAGUGAAAUGAGCACUAUUGCUAACUAUUGCACUGAUCCUGCUGAAAUUAACACUACUUUCGAUUAUAAUACGAAUCAUUCCGAAACAAACUCUACUAUUCCUAGUACCAAUCUUGGUGAAUCAACUACUGCUUCUAAUGAUAAUGCUAAUUUUAAUUCAAGCAGCAGUACUGAUACGAAUCUUACCACCAAUAUAGGCACUACUAAUUACAUCACUAGUUCAACUUCAACCUUAAUCACUCCCAACGAACCUUCGUUAGCGUCAAGUAAAAACACAACAUCGCAUCCCAUAAGUGGAACUACAUUAACUACACCAAAAUCUGAUGUGACUUAUAAGAAACCCACCGAAGACUGGUCACCUAAUAGAAAAGUUUGUUUUGGUGAGCACUUGAUAGCAAUUUUAUUUAAGUCGUCCUACACGUAUUUGCAUAACAAAACUGUUUAAAAAAUUAUUUUUAUAAGGUUACCUUUUACAAGUUAAAACUAUACGAUACAAUAUUAUAUUAUCUA